UUUCAGCUCUGUGUGAAUUUGUCAUACUAUCAAACAGGAGGAGAGAAAGGGUUCUUAAUUGAAUUUUCCCUCACUUGUUAAGGGAAGUCUGUAAACUUUAAAUUUCAUCCAACCAAGAAAAUCUAUUGUCUAGCGACCCUACCUCCUAAAGGCUCUGAAGAUGUUUAAGUGUGCUGCACAACAGUUUCCAAGCCGCCUAUUGGGUUGUGCAAGAUGGCAUGCUGAUUAUCUUGGCCGUUCUACUAUUUGGACUCAUGUUGCACCAUUAUCUCUAACUGGGAACUACUGCAAGAGCUCCGACCACCAUGUGCAGAAAUGUUAUUCACCAAACUUUCACUCCAAAACUAUGCUUCAUAUGUCUUCAAAUAGAAAUAGCAAUUUCGACUUGAUGGAUGAGGCUCAAAAGAGAUACAAGCAUAUGCUCAGUCAAGUUGACUGGAAGGAAGUAAAGAAAGCUCCUCAACCAGCACUUGCAUAUGGCGCUGGAGGAUUAAUCCCUUUUGUUCUUCCACCUCUAGCGAUUCUGCUGAAUGGUGAAUUUUUACCUAAUCUUGCAUUUGUCCAACUAGCAUAUGGGGCCAGUAUUUUGUCAUUCCUCGGAGGUAUAAAAUGGGGCUUUGCGAUUCCCGAAAACACUCCACAGAAGGUGUCCUGGGAGAACUUGGGUCAAAGUAUCUCUCUCUCUCUAGUUGGCUUUGGAAGCCUAAUUCUUCCACCAUGGAUGGGAACCAUAACUCUUAUUGGAGGAUUGGGAGCCUCAGCGUAUAUCGACAUCACCACACCAGGGUAUCCUCAGUGGUUUAAAGCUAUGCGACUCUGCCUUUCAGGUGUUGCAAUUGGAAGCCUUGGCUUUGGAUUAUUGUUACGAAUUUUGUAUUGAUGUUUUUGUUGAACAGGUGAAACCAAUGUGAUAGUUAUAAUAACUAAGAUUAAUCCCAAUAUUUGUGCUUAUGUUUCAAAUAAAUUUAUUUUAAAUUAAAUUCACAGUAAAUUCUC
Messenger RNA from Frankliniella occidentalis (western flower thrips), 996 nucleotides. Its product is annotated as transmembrane protein 69. Lineage: Eukaryota; Metazoa; Arthropoda; Insecta; Thysanoptera; Thripidae. The transcript is spliced from 2 exons. Bases 161 to 880 code for a protein of 239 amino acids. The record is from RefSeq and is a predicted model, not a curated record.